AUGUAAAAUACUACAUGAAAUUUUUCUUUUUCCUCCGACCCGUCUUUUACCACCUCCAUUCACCGCCAUAUAUAUAAAAAAAAAGGAAAAAAAGACAGAAGGAAUUUAUUCACCUUCUCACCCUCCAACCUCCUACCACUGUGAUUUAUACUACUCCCACUGCACCAUCGUUACUCCCACCACCAUUAUCACUAGUGGUAAAAAAAAAAAGAGAGAACACCUCUUCCUUCUCCCGUCACUCCCCAUCCGCUAGCUCCCACCACCCUCAUUCUCUUCAUUAUCAUUGUCUCUUUCUCUCGCUGUCUGCCUCUUCCUCUCUGUUUCUCUCAGACUGUCUGCCUCCUUUUCUCUCUCUCUUUCACCUUCUACUUGCAUCUCAUCCUCCUUCUAUUACUUCCCUCUUUCCUUCCCUCCUUCGCUACGCUCAUUCUCCUUCAUAUACUUCCCUUCUUCUCUGGCUCCACUCAUUGCCUUUCUUAAACUUCCCUUUACAAUCUCAUACUUUCUCUCUUGUAACACUUACUCUAUCUACACCCAUCACUCCCUCUCUCGCCUUCUCGUACGUCUCUCUAUUCCUUUCACUUCCCCCUCUCUGUCGUUUUUCUACUUUCCCUCUCCUCAUCCUCCAUCGUUCACUCACUCUCUUACUUCCACUUGCUCUCCUCCUCGUCCUCCUCUAGUUGUGUGUCAAUAUGGCGGAAGAGAAGGAAGGUGUGACGCUGUUCUCAUCUGAGCAGAAUCACCGAGAAAUGGACUGUAAGAAGAACUACGGACGACGGAAACUGCCGAUCGAUCCACUCAAAGAAUCGGAAGAGUUCUUCGAGGUGGACAAAAUUGUUGGAAUGACUAAAAUAAACGGAAAAGAGCGUUAUAAAGUCCGUUGGGUUGGUUAUCCAUCAUCAAAUGACACAUGGGAACCACGAGAAAAUCUGCUACCUUGCAUUGAAAUGGUUGAAGAUUUUGAGAGAGACAGACAAAGAUUAAAAAAGCGACGAGCAGAAGAAAGAAGAAUCAGAAAAAAGCAGACCUUAAAUGACGUGGCCAUGAUGGAAGGUCGGCUUCUGCCUGGAGGUGUCUUGCCUGAUAAGUUGGCAUCAUCUGCCUCUAACAGCAGUACAACUGUCAGUUCUACCAAUGUAAGCACCACUGCAGAAUCCCAAACAGCAUCUAAUACUACUGAGGCUACAGCUAUUGCUAACUCCAACCUUUUCGGACAGGAUCAUUCUACUACGCUCAAAGAUACUUUCUGGAAAGAUCUGGAGGAAGGAAAAGUUGACUUAUUUGAAACUGAUAUGUAUUCGAAAGUUAAAGCUCAGGGACGAGCUUCACGUCCCAAAUCUUUUAAAAAUGCUUUCAACAAACAAUCUGAGCGAUUGCGAGGAACAAACACUUCCCAAUCGCCAAAGAAAUCUUCGUCAAAAGGAAAUCGUAAACAGAAGAUAUUAGCGAAAUAUUAUUCUCAGAGAAGACGGACUAAUAACCAUCUACGGAAGUCUUCUGAUAAGACUCAUAAUUCAUAUGGAAUGAAAAAUGAAGGGUCUAAUGUUGGGAAUAGAAAAUGUGAUGAUAGAUUAAAUGAAGGUGUUACGAAUGUAGGAAACUUUUCCGAGCAAGACUGGAGCUAUAGUGAUGCCACAAGCCCGGCUGUCAUGAAGUCAUGUGAUCUCAAUAUUAUGGACUGUGAUAAAAUAUCUAGCAUAUCUUACUUAAAAGAGGAGGACUGUUCUGAUGAGUAUAUAUGCCAAGGGACGAUUGCUGAACAAAGUUCUCAGGGAUGUCAUGAAAGCCCACCAUCAAAGGAAAAUUUGUCAACCAAUGAACAGACUGAUUAUGAUUCAAGUAAAGAAUUAGAAAACGAUGAUCAUUCAAAAUCACAAAUAACUUGUGAUGCGUCAAGUCAGCAUUGUGACUGUGAUAACCUCUCGACACCAUCUUCAUCGCCAUCCUCGGCAGUGCAUCAUCAGAACUCAAAAGACCCUACACAUUGUCUUGCCAAAAAACGAAGAACUCGCCUAAAGCCAAAUAGAAACAUAGUAAUAAGUUAUUCUUCGAAACGGAAAAAAACUAAAUUUCAAAACCUACGGACACCUCCGAAAAGGACGAUGAGGACUACGAUGAAUUCGUUGCCUCCUGAAAAGACUAGUUGCAAUAUAUUUGCAGUGGGAGAAAGCAGUGUUGAUAGUGGAGUGUCUAGCUUAAGAAACGAAACCGAAACUGAAAUGGACAGUAAUUCUCCAGGGCUGGAGUCCGUGGCAUCGACAGUGUCAAUAUCACGAUCAAUGACCCCACAAGACACUGGAAGUGUGAGUUUACUAGAAGAGGAUAAUGUUAUAUCAGAACCCUGUUUGUUUGUUUCUGAUUUGCUCACUCCUAUGUGUAGUAGUAGCAAUAACAGUAAUAGUAAUAGUCAGUUAUUAUUGCCAUGUGAUGAGCUCAACACAGAUUCCAAACUGUCAUCAACAGAAGACAAAUAUGGAAGCAUUAACAACCGUUACUCUUCUAAGAUCAAAGCAUGCCGAUCAACGACGGACGUGUGUCCUGAAGGAAAUUCUGUAUCAAAACAGUCACUUGCGUCUUCAAAUGCAAGUGGAUAUUCUUUGACUGACCAGACUUAUGGAAUGUAUAAUAAUUCUAAAAGCUCUCUCGGAACUUCUAACCGAUGGGAAAUGAGUGCUCUUUUAAAGCUUCAGAACCCUUUAAUAUCCAUAAGGAACAAAAUUGUCCGAAAUUUCUUUGAUGCUUGUACAACAGAAGAAUUAACAAAUUUUUGUUGCUGUUAUCGAAGGUCGGAAAGGUCACGAGACUAUGAGAGUGCAGCUUCCACAUCAACCAAAAAACCAAGGUUAUCCAAUGGUACCGUUCUUCACUUAUCCAAUGAUGAAUUUACUCAAGCUGUACUAGCAGGUGAUUAUGGUAAAUUAAAAUCUGCUUUGAGAGGAGACCGUUGGAGAUAUGAUCUAGAAUCUCCAAACAGUGGUGGCUACACAUUAAUAAUGCAGUCCAUCUUGAGAGGUUUCAGUGAUAUUACACUACUGUUGGCACUUGCUGGAGCUCAGUUGGACAAAGAACUCAGUACUGGUGAAACUGCAUUGACCUUAGCUUGUACCAGAGGUGAAGUAGAAGCUGUAGAAGUCCUCGUAAAGUUGGGCGCUAACCUAGAAAAAUAUACGACAAACAAAGAAACGGCGUUAAUAAAGUCUGUCUUGAGUGGCAAUAUUCACAUAGUGAAAUUACUACUGGACCAUGGUGCUAAUAUUGGUUUUCAAAACAAGGACAACUUGAAUUCGUUGGAUUUAGCCAGUAAAAAUCCAAACCUCAGUGAUAUAGAGAGCCUUCUUUCCAGCUACAGUGACAAGAUUUCUAGCCAAAUGAAUCAGUGCAUUAAGAACUGGCUUGGUGAACAGAACACACUAUUGGAAGAGGUUUUUCCUCUACAGUGUAUGUCUCUUGCUAAAAGCCGAAAAAUCCAAAUUUCCUUUCGUCACAUUGUAAAGGAAUGUACUUACUAUGAAGGUUACCUUCUGUUUCUGGUCCACGUCAACGAUAUAGCAGCACUGCAAAUUGGUUGCAGGCUAAAAGGAGAAUCUGUGGUAUCUCAGGUGUGGUUGAAUGGUAUUUUAGAGAAACAAGUAUCCUUGCCAUCAAAGUUUGUGAUGUCAUUCAGGAAUCUCAGGCAUGGAGACAACACAUUGCUUAUUGAAACAUACCCUGAUGUCAGAAUAACAUUAUUAAUAUGUGCAUAUAAAAUUAGAAUGAAUACUGGAUGAAAAUGGUUGUGGUGUCAGUAAGAAAAUGUUCAAAAUGUAGGAAAAAAACCAGGUGAAAUGUAAAGAAGUAAAGCUACAAAGAGGAGGACAGUUAUCAGAAAAGUGAGAUGUGGAAACAUAAAGUAACCUUCGACCCUUUGUCUUUCAUAUAUCUUUAUAAAGGAGGAAACAUUAUUAUGAUUAUUAUUAUUAUCAUUAUUAUUAGCCCCCUAAUUUAUAUUGACUAAGAGACAUGGAAAGCAAUAAGAAUAGACUGGUGUCUAAUGAAUUCAAGCAGGUUUGUGAACAUCCGUUCAUUGUAUAGUGAGUUAGUGAACUUCACUCCUCCACAACAAGCACCCACCAGUGUUCAUUGCGAACAGAUCAGCAAAUGAAGAGUUCAUUUCCACACAGAUUUAGCUGAAUUAUUAUUAUUAUUAAUAUUAUUACUACUACUAUUAUUAUUAUUAUUGUUAUGAUUAUUACAUGGACAGUAUCAUUUCACCAUGGAGUUGUUUCCUGAUAAUCAGAAUUUUUAAAAAAAUGAAAAACAAAAUAAAAGGAAAAGAGGUUCUGUUCACACCUGGUGGGCGCUGUUGUCGUCGUUGAUGCUGUUGCUGCCGCUGUCAUUGUCAUUAUGACCAACUCUGCAAUGCCCUCUUUUUUUUGCACCUGGACACAGAGACAAUUCAUUUGGAUUGCUGGAACUACCCACCCCCUCCCACAUGUUCCAGCCACAAAAAGAAAAAAAAACAAAAUAAAACACACAGGCUAACACUUCAAUUUUUUUUUUUCUUUUUUGGGAUACACCUCUCACUUUUUCCUACGAAAUGUCCUACCUGACUGACUUUUCAUAUGGUUCCAGCUGACACCCCAGUUUGAAACCUCCAAAUCGGAAUGUAAGCUAAGCACUGUGUUGGUGUGUUGCCAUACCGACUGACUCAACCAAUAUCUACCUUAAAGCUGAUUCAUCAGGACUUGAUAUAAACUGGGUUGCUUCGUGAAACCCUGCUCACUGCUGAGAGCAUUACCAAGCUAACAAAGGAAAAGAGACAUUAUACAUCUUCUCAGCAGAGAUUGAUGUUAUAUGCUGAUGCCUGGCGUGUCAUCAUUUUGGGAAGGAUUGUUUUUUUUUUGUUGUUUUUUUUUUUUAAACCUUCUCACUUACAGAAUUUGUUUAUUUGUAGCUAAUUGCUACUUUAAUUAUUAAUUAUUCUGUAUUAUUUUAAUGGCAGUGGAUGGCAGAAUCAGUAGAGUGCCGGACAAAAUGCUUUGCGGUAUUUGGUCGCGACCCUGUACACACUGAGUUCAAAAUACCACUUGGGCCAACUUUGCCUUUCAUCCUCCCAGAGUUGAGGUUGAUAAAAUAAAGUACCAGCCAAAUACUGGGGUCGAUUUAAUCGAUUGUUCCUUUCCCCCCACACUCAAAAUGUGAGGCUUUGUGCCUAACUUAGAAAUCAUCAUUAUCAUUAUUAUUAUUAUUUUAGGAGCAGCUGAUGGCAGAAUCGGUAGAGCACUGGACAAAAUGCUUUGCAGUAUUUGGUUGCAUGCCCUGUACUUUCCGAGUUCUGAAAUUUUGCUGGGGUUGACUUUGCCUUUUAUCCCUCUGGUAGGGACUAAUAAAAUUAAAGUACCAGUCAUGAAUUGAGGAAGGAUUCAGAUUUAGUCAUCUCUGCAGCCUUCCUCCUAUCACUUGUGAAUUUGUGGCCACGGGGCUAAAGUAAGAAAUCAUCAUCAUUAUUAUUAUUUUUUAAAUACCACUAAUGUGCUGGGGUUAACAUAAAUUACUGUUUCUGACCCUCCCCCACUCCAUACACACACCUAGAUUUCUGGCCUUGAGAAAUUAUUGCUACUAUUAGUAUAACAGGCCUGGCCCUUUUCUCAUUCUCUACUCUCCACUAUACACACUUACACACUCCCACUCCCAACAUCUACACCCCUCUCCUCUGACUUUGUUUUUGUCCACCCAAACCUCCCGUUCUCUCCCUUUUCUUGACUGUACAGUUUUUGAUUCUGCUGCUGCUGCUUUCUGCCGUGUCAUCUUCACUUCCAUUACUGCUAUCAUCUUCCUCAUCACUCUCAUGACUUUAUAAAAACAAUUCCUUUACAAAUUAAUCUUUCAAAACAGGCAGAAAAGUUGUUUUUUUUUUUUAAGUAGGGGAAAUGAGAUUGAGAAAGUCUGUUCAUCUUUUCGUCCCUUUUGUUUCUGAAAGUUCUAGUGUACAUUGUAACAUCAUCACCACAACCACCACAUUCAUAGAACUCUCAGCAGGAAUUUCUUGCUUUAUAUAUACACUCACAUACACACACACAGUUACUUUCUCUUCUCUUUCUCUUUUCAUAUUAUGGCACAUUUACUUUCUUUCCUCAAUCGAGUUAAAUUCAGAAUGACUUAAAAUCAACAAAUAAUAAGCAGUACAAAAGUCUUGACCAUUCCAGUUGGUCUUUGAAUAAUAGUUUCAGGUGAUCCUUCCUCUUUUCCCUCCACUUCUUUCCUCAGCUGACAGAAAAAUGUUAAAUGUCAGAGCAUCAAGUUAAAUAGUGAAAUGCCUCACAGCAUUUAGAUUGGUAAUUGUUGUUGUUAUAUGUUUGGGAAAGAAGCCAGUCAAAUAUCAUACUAGUGUUGGCUUUUAACUCCUUUCAUCUGAGUGGAUGCAUUUGUAGUAUAAGUACCAGUGAUACUAUUGGGAUGAUUCAAUUCACUACACAAAUUUGUCCUUUGCCAAUGUGAGAUGAUGGAAAUAAAAAUAAAUACUGUUAUUAUUAUGAGGAUGUCUGACUUGCAGAAGUGUAAGAGCAUCAUCUCUAUAUUUUAGCUAUCAGUGUUUUGCCACUGGCCUUCUCCACUCUGAAAUUAAAGUCUCUCAUCAUUUCGAAAGUCUUAAAAAACCCUUAACUGCCGGGCCAGCCCCUAAGUAAUUAAUCAUUUCAAUACAUAUCAUUGGUUCAUCAACGUACUUCUUUAUAUUGAUUAUAUCAGGUAGGCAAGGCACCGUGCUACCCUCUUCCCCUAUAUUGAAUCUCUCUCUCUCUCUCGAUAUAUAUAGUGAAUGCAAAAGAAGAGUUUGUGUGUGUACUUUUCUUUCCUCCCUCUAUCUAGUCCAUCCAUACAUUCUUUUUUUCCCCUAGAACUCCUUCCUUAUGUUUCUCACAUUUAUCUCUUUCCCUUUUAUAAUUUUUCUCUCUAUUUUCUAUUUAGUUUUAAUGUAGAGAAAUUUAACAAAUUAUUACUGGCAAUUAUUUUAAUUACAUACUGUAAUUAGUGCAUCGUUUUGGUUAACAUCCUCUUUGGUGCUUCCUUCUACUGCUGUUUCUCUUUUGUCAUUUUAAUCUACCCUAUGGAUGGGAUGUAGAUGUAACAGUUGUUCCGCUGUAUAUAGGAGGCUGUGGUACGUCUAACACCAUUAUUUGACUUUUAGGUAAUUUUUGUGGUGUUGUAUACAUCCCAGAACUCUAGUUCCCUCCAUUUAGGUUGGAACUCAGAUACACUAGCUUCACUUAUCUGGGAGUGUGGUUUUGAUACUCCUCAACAUCACUAAUGUACCAGGGUGUGACUGAUGUGAAUGGGAUGUGACUGAGGUUAUGUAAGGUAGGGUAUUGGUUUAGUGGAAGUAAGGUAAAAUAAUUUUGAGAAAAAGUAGUUGGUUGUGUCAUACUUAUUGUGUAGGGCAGAAGUGUGUAUGAUAAUGUACUGGAUUGUGUCAUACUUAUUGUGUAGGGCAGAAGCGUGUAUGAUAAUGUACUGGAUUGUGAGGGCAGAAGUGGGUGAGGAUAACACUGGUUAAUGUAGGGCAGGAGCGGGUGGAGAAAACACUUGUGUAUGUGUGUGUGUAGGGCAGAAGCAGGUAGGGAUAACACAGGUUUGUGUUGGGCUGAGAUGGGUGGGGAAAACAUAUUGGUUUAUGUAGGGCAGGGGUAUAUGGGUGGGGUUUGGUCAUUCAUGUAGUCUUAGUCAGUUUUCAUCACACUGACCUUCAGCAUCAAGUUGACCAACAAUUGGAGAUUAACAGAUCAAGUUCUUUAAUUACAACAUCCUUCUCUCUGUAUACUCUAACAUGCCGUGUUAGAAAUAGCAGCAAAAUGGAAAAUGGAAAUAGCAGCAAAAUCUUCCAUAAAUUACUUUACAUCUUUGAAAGGAAAGCAAAAAUAAAGAACCGAAACUUGAAAACAUUAAAACACUGGUGUGGAGUAGAUAUUGUGCAUGAUGAAUGUAGCUAAACAAUGGCUAGGUAGAAGUGGGACACUUUGGUGGUUGAUGUAGAGCAAAUGUGGAUUCAUGUAGAUGUGGGACAUACCCAAUAUUUAUCUGGCCUGCUGUUGUUCUUGAGUAAGUGGGUUACUAAAUAUCUCUGAUAGCUGGUCCUCAUAGAGUAGAAUUUACUUAGAGAUUAAAAACGUUGUGGGGAACCCAUUCCAUGAACGAUAGUAUCUUUCAAUGAAGCUUCAAUGGAUACGUGAUAGCUUUGCUGUCAUAUCAAUUAAAGUACAAUACUGGACAUUUUCUGGGUUUUGUCUUUUCCUUGGGAUUGUCAAGAAAUUUGAAAUUUCAAAUGGGUGCAGGUAUGGCUGUAUAGUUAAGAAGUCCAUUUUACUGCCAUGUGGUUCUUUGUUCGAUCUCACUGGAUAACAGUUUGAGUGUCUUCUGCCUUGUGCUCAAUCUCUUGUGAGUGGAAUUUUGCAAAUGGAAACUGUGCAGAAUCCUUGUGUGUGUGUAUAUACUGAUUAUUUGUCAGCAAGUAUGUAGUCUUGGGAAAGAAAUAAAGUUGAUACUCUUCAAAUGAAGUCCUUUGUGAUAUAUAUUCUGCCCUAAGUUACAGACACACCCUUGUUAUUCUCGUUAGCAAUGCAGUGAGCCAGUAAUUGCCCAUUGGAAACUUGUGACCAAUGACAAUUGUGAUAUAAAAUAAAUUGAUAUACCAAAAAAAAUAUUUUUAUAAGCUCGGAUCUGGAAAGUAAAUUUUGAAUUGACUGAAAUUUCAUUUUAUGAAGAAAAAAACAACCAGAUCUUUAUUUCUACUAACGACAUAAUUGUGCUAGCAUUUCUCUGAUCACCCUCUUGUCUAUUCUUUGUCCCUCUCUCCUCUCUCCCCCAUUUUUUCCUUAGUAUUUUGGAUGAAAUUCUCUUGUUCUGCUUGCUUGCCUGUUGUUUCAUCCCAAUCUCUUCUCCAGGUGCAUCAUUUCUCUAGAAAUUGUUUUACAUAUAUAUUUAUGUGUGUGUGAUAAAUACAUGCCUUGCAGACUUGUCCUUCUUAUUGCAUCUGGGAUCAACAUUUCUUAUUUUCCAACUCGUCAUAAUAAGUUCUUGGGGGAUGAUCUUGGGAUGCAAAAAACAUUUUAAAGAAAUUUCUACAUGUCUCAUCUGCUUAAACUCCUUCCUCUCAUUUUGUUCUUCUUCACCUUACUUUCUGUACUCGUUCUUUUUCACAUAAAUACUUUUUCACUCUUCCCUCUUACUCUCUCUCUUGCUCUAAAUAACAUACUUUAAACACCACCAUCAUUAUCACCAAUGUUCCUCCCUGUGAAUCUCUUGAUCUCCCCCUUCUCACUAAAUGUUUCCAACACACUCUCCUUUCUGCUCAUAGAUGGGUGAGGGCCACACCUGCUCACUAAACUCAGUAGGGCAUGGUUCUUCGUAAACUCAACAUUUAAUUAUAUUCUAGGGACUUUUUUUUUAUUUGUUUGCAUCUGUGUGUGGAAGAGGUGCGGUUUGAAAAAUAAAUUAAAUAAAAUUGAAGAAGUGAAAUACCCAUACACAUGCAUCCAUAUUAUCAUCUCCAACUAGACGGCUCCCUUUCUCAGCAAAGAUUCAAUUUAUCUAUUAAAAGAACACAUUUUACUGUCAAAUUCUGAAUCAAGAAAACAUAAGCAAGUCCCCACCCACUUCCUCUGACUACCCCUUUAAAAAAAUCAUUGACCAAAACCAUUAUUUUUUUCCAAUAAGUCUUAACUUCUUUGGAAUUGAAAACAAGUGAAAAAAUAUUAAGAUAUAUAUAAAAGACAAUAAUAAUAAUGAUGAUAAUGAUUAAAAAAAUUAAAAACACAUUCCUUGUGUCUGGACCUCUUUUCCAGCAAAGUCCACCAUUACACUUAUUUUCUCUCUCUCUCUCUCUCUCACAGACUCCUCACUCCAUCUCUCUCUCUCUUUCUCUCUCUUCACCAGCCGAUCAUCUCUUAAUUGUUUUCCCAUUCUUCAUUUUAUUAAUUAUUAUAUAUAUAUAUAUAUAUAUAUAUGUCUCCCUCACAUCCUUUUCCCUCACUCCCUUAUUUAUUUACUUCAGAACAACAUGAAAAAAGAAAGAAAAAAAUAAACAACAAAACCAACCAAAAAAUAUAUAAAAAAUAUAAGCAAAAACAAAAAAAAUCUGUUGGCAGGUUUUUAAGGCCUCGAAAUAAAGUUGUACAUUAUUGCAAAUA
Octopus sinensis (East Asian common octopus) is the source of this 10160-nucleotide messenger RNA. RefSeq lists its product as uncharacterized. Bases 693 to 3767 code for a protein of 1024 amino acids. The record is from RefSeq and is a predicted model, not a curated record. The transcript is spliced from 15 exons. Lineage: Eukaryota; Metazoa; Mollusca; Cephalopoda; Octopoda; Octopodidae. Gene Ontology annotation, molecular function: protein binding.